AUGUCUCGGGGCGGUGGUUCGGGUGCCUCCAUUCCAGAUCCCAUCAAAUUGACCCUUUCAUAUAAUCUGGGUCUUUUCCUUCGAUUUACAAAUGAGUCUGUUAAGUCAGAGAAGAUGCAAGCUGAUGUUGUCCAUGUUCAACGAACUUUCGAUGAAGUUGAGCGAACACUUCCUGGUUUUACUUGGAAUUUUCUUCGUGGAUUUAUGGAAAGGUUUGGGAUUAGAGACAGUGUAGAUAUUGAAGAAAUGUGUCUGCGUUUAUCAGCCUUGUAUAACGAAAUACCCAUGUAUUCCUCUAUCGUUCCUCAUUCGCAUGAUCUUGAGAAACAUGCCGCAGAAUUAAAACUGGUUCUGAGUCGCACCCCGUCAGAAAUUACUGGUCGUAGCGAAUUUAUUGAGUUAAUCAAACAAAUUGCCGGAUCUAUCAAAAAUCUUCUCGACUGUAUUCAUUCAAUACUCAAUGCAUUGCAACAUGGCGUGAUAAGACAGGAUUUAGACGGCCAUAUGGUUAAUUUUGUGGAUUACUCUAAGCGCUUCAGCAGUGCUCUUAAGGGAUUUUUCCGUGAUCAUAAGACCAACGAGUUAUAUGCAAGUGCAAACAUGUUAGUACAACAGACUAAUCUAAUUCUCCUGUUUAUUCGCAACACUCGUUAA
Molecule: messenger RNA, 654 nt
Organism: Rodentolepis nana
Lineage: Eukaryota; Metazoa; Platyhelminthes; Cestoda; Cyclophyllidea; Hymenolepididae
Source: the annotation of a GenBank genome assembly